AUGAUCCUUUGCUGCCACCUGGGGGACAUGCAUUUAGCUUUCAAAGGUCUGAUAACCAGAUGGUUAGCCGUGAAUGACUUUGAGUUAGCUUUCACAGGUCUGAUAACCAGAUGGUUAGCCGUGAAUGACUUUGAGUUAGCUUUCACAGGUCUGAUAACCAGAUGGUUAGCCGUGAAUGACUUUGAGCUAGCUUUCACAGGUCUGAUAACCAGAUGGUUAGCCGUGAAUGACUUUGAGCUAGCUUUCACAGGUCUGAUAACCAGAUGGUUAGCCGUGAAUGACUUUGAGCUAGCUUUCACAGGUCUGAUAACCAGAUGGUUAGCCGUGAAUGACUUUGAGCUAGCUUUCACAGGUCUGAUAACCAGAUGGUUAGCCGUGAAUGACUUUGAGCUAGCUUUCACAGGUCUGAUAACCAGAUGGUUAGCCGUGAAUGACUUUGAGCUAGCUUUCACAGGUCUGAUAACCAGAUGGUUAGCCGUGAAUGACUUUGAGCUAGCUUUCACAGGUCUGAUAACCAGAUGGUUAGCCGUGAAUGACUUUGAGCUAGCUUUCACAGGUCUGAUAACCAGAUGGUUAGCCGUGAAUGACUUUGAGCUAGCUUUCACAGGUCUGAUAACCAGAUGGUUAGCCGUGAAUGACUUUGAGCUAGCUUUCAAAGGUCUGAUAACCAGAUGGUUAGCCGUGAAUGACUUUGAGUUAGCUUUCACAGGUCUGAUAACCAGAUGGUUAGCCGUGAAUGACUUUGAGUUAGCUUUCACAGGUCUGAUAACCAGAUGGUUAGCCGUGAAUGACUUUGAGUUAGCUUUCAAAGGUCUGAUAACCAGAUGGUUAGCCGUGAAUGACUUUGAGUUAGCUUUCAAAGGUCUGAUAACCAGAUGGUUAGCCGUGAUUUGGUACACAGGAUACAAAAACAACUCCCACAAAGGGAGGCAGGUUCCCAUAGAAACAAGACGCUUGAAAACACUGCUGGAAGGAAAUCUGUUUUUAUUUUAG
Messenger RNA from Oncorhynchus keta (chum salmon), 993 nucleotides. RefSeq lists its product as uncharacterized. The record is from RefSeq and is a predicted model, not a curated record. The coding region runs from base 1 to 993 and encodes 330 amino acids. Lineage: Eukaryota; Metazoa; Chordata; Actinopteri; Salmoniformes; Salmonidae. The transcript is spliced from 6 exons.